Spinacia oleracea (spinach) is the source of this 2549-nucleotide messenger RNA. RefSeq lists its product as uncharacterized. The record is from RefSeq and is a predicted model, not a curated record. NCBI's taxonomy places the organism in Eukaryota, Viridiplantae, Streptophyta, Magnoliopsida, Caryophyllales, Amaranthaceae. Gene Ontology annotation, molecular function: DNA binding; chromatin binding. The transcript has 9 exons. Bases 283 to 2253 code for a protein of 656 amino acids.
UGGCAAAUUGCCAAUUUUCACGAUAGUUUCCGUUUCUGUUUGAUAUAUUUCCCAAAAUAACAUUUUGUUUUUUCAAUUUCCUACAUUAAUUCAGUAAAUAAAUCGGAGUAUUCGUGUCAAAUAUCGAAAAGAACCUGUAACUUGUGAAGGUUUUUGCCGAAGUUCAUCAUCUCCGGCCAUAAAACGGCAAAUCAACAACAAUUCAGCCAGAAUUUCUCUAAACCCGACCCGCUAACAAACCCAAUAAAAGGGUUUCGCAAUUCAAUUACCCACACAUCACUCAUGGGUCGACCUCCUACCCAUGGAGCCCCGUCUUUCCGGUUCUUCCCUGCUGAGGUUGCUCAAAUGGAAUCUCUUUUACGAGAACAUGGUGGUCAUGUUCCAUCUAGGGAGGUUCUAAUGGCUCUUGCUGAUAAAUUCAGUAAUUCAUCAGAGCGGUCUGGAAAAAUCACAGUACAGAUGAAGCAGGUCUGGAACUGGUUCCAAAAUAGACGUUACGCGCUGAGGUCAAAAUUGGUUAAGGCGCCUGGAAACUUGAAUAUGCCACCUAAUCCUCAGGGUGAAGCAAAUCUAAUGAGAAGUGUUCCUGCUGUUCCCCUACAGACAUUUGUGCCACCAGGUCAUAAUGUGGCGAAAAAUGCAUCCGAAAAUCCUCUAAUGGAAUUUGAAGCCAAAUCUGCUAGGGAUGGGGCAUGGUAUGAUGUUCAAGCGUUUCAUUCUCAUAGGUAUCUUGAGACCGGUAACCCUGAAGUUCUAGUCCGUUUUUCUGGAUUUGGGCCUGAAGAGGAUGAGUGGGUUAAUGUUCGCAAACAUGUCAGACAGAGGUCUCUUCCAUGUGAAUCAUCAGAGUGUGUUGCAGUUCUUCCUGGGGAUCUCAUUCUCUGCUUUCAGGAAGGUAAAGAGCAGGCACUUUACUUUGAUGCUCAUGUCCUUGAUGCUCAAAGGAGGAGACAUGAUGUAAGAGGCUGUCGCUGUAGGUUUCUGGUUCGUUACGAUCAUGAUCAGUCUGAGGAAAUUGUUCCUUUAAGAAAAGUUUGUCGUCGGCCAGAAACUGAUUACAGGUUGCAGGUGCUUCAUGCUGUAAAUGAAUCAGCAUCUACGUCUGUGUGUGCGGAGUCCAAAAAGCCUGUAGUUGACCUUACGUCAAGCAGCACCUUGAGGGUGACUAGUCCUAAUCUCAGUGCUUUUGCCGGAGUCUCUACUCCAAUUAUUAUGAAUGCAGGGACUAGUGUCCCACAUCAAGUUCCUGCUCCAGUUCCCACUGCAACUGCAACUGCAACUCCAACUCCAUCUCCAACUUCUGUUCCAGCUCCAGCUCCUCCUCUAGCUUCAUCUUCAGUUCUAGCUCCAGCUCCGGCUCCGGCUGUGGCUCCAGCUCCCGCUUUGGGAUUUAGUUCAAUUCCAGCUGCGACUCCUGCUUUAGUUUCGACCCCAGUUUCAGCUCCGGCUCCUGCUUUAGCUUCAGCUCCAGCUCCAGCUCCAGCUCCAGCUCCAGUUCCAGUUCCAGUUCCAGUUCCAGUUCCAGUUCCAGAUCCUGCUUUAGCUUCUACUUCUGUUGCACCUCCUGCUCUGGCCAAAGCUCCAACUCCGACUCCAACUUCUACUCCAACUUCAUCUCCAAUACCAAUUUCUGCUCCAACUCCAUCUCCGACGCUAACUGGCGCUCCAACUCCAUCUCCAUCUCCGACGCUAACUGGUGCUCCAACUCCAUCUCCGCCCCUAACUUGUGCUCCUACCCUGACUUGUGCUUCAACUCAGUCUCCGAGUCUGACUAGUGCUACUCCAGCUUCAAGUGUGACUUGUGCUCCUACUCUAUCUCCGAGUUUGACUGUAACUCCGAUUUCUGUUCCAGAUUCCGACACGGCUCCACCUUCAAAUCCAACUCUACCUCCUACUCCAGCUCCGGUUCUUUCUACAAUUCCAGAAUCGGAAAAGAUUGAGAGUGACAUUCCACUGAUUCCAGGAACUUCAGCUAUUACUCAGGAGAAUAUUAUGAAAACUGAUCCUGCAAGCCAAGUUGUGGAAGUCAAGAAGGAAGAGUGUUGUAAUCUGGAAAGCUCUAUGACUUCGGCAGAAGAAAUGAAUGAUGAUUCGUCAGUUACAAUUCCCGGACCAGAAAAGGCUCAAGGUUGUGUACCAAGUGAGCCUGCAAUAUCAGUGAGCACUGCAACAACAGAUGGUGGUUUAACUGUUUCAAUUAAAGCAGAGAGCAACAACAAUCUUGCUGCGUCGGCCGAGGAUACUAAGGAAUGAAUCAGAGCAUUGUAGCUUAGUUUCUUAUCCUUUUCAUAGAUUUUUCUAUUUUUCUCUCUUUAAAGCUGCAGUAAUUGACAGUGGUAUUGCUUUUAGUUUAUCAGUCUAGAAAUCGACUACGUUACAGUUAUACUUUUGGGGUUUCUCUGGUCAUGAGAGUAGUCCUUAAUUAUAACUGUAUUAGUCGUAACUAAGCUUAAUAUUCGACAUAGUUUAUUUCACAAAGAUUCGUUUAUGUAUUGGACUAACUUAUAUCUGUUGAUAAAUCAACAAAUAGAAAAAAAAGCGUUACUGAA